AUGUCACCGUCAUCAUCAUCAUCAUUACCAUUAACAGUAGAAGCAGCAACAACAUUAACCGGUAAAAGGUCCGAAUUCCAACGAAUAAAAUCUACCUCAAUGGGAUUAGGAUCAAAAAAAAUUGAUCAAUCCAUCAAAAUAUCAUCAAGCAAUCGUGAUCACCAUGAAAAUCAUCGGUUCAUUUCUUCAACUUCUAGCAUGUUCGGAAGUGAUUCAUCCCAUAAUUUAUUAGCAACAACAAAUAUAUCAUCUCAAAAUUUUGCUAAUUUACAAUCAAAUCAUACUAUUUCAACCAAUGAUUCAUGCUUUAAUAUGCGGAAGAGUGAACAAUUAGCUAAUUUUGAUAGGAACAUCCCGAUGAUUCAUAAGGAUGAUUAUUUAGCUAAUAAUUUUGUACGCUUCUCAUUGCAUCAACCAUUAUCCAUAAUGGAUGCAAAUAUUUUGAAUAAUGUUCCAAUUCAUAUGUUUCCUUCAUCAACUUUAUUGCAUCAUCAUUAUUUGGGAUACCGUAAUAUUCCAUCAACAAUAGAGGUAACUACAGCAGCAACAACAACAACAACAACAACAACAAUAACAACAACAACAACGGCAACAGCAAGCAAUGAUAUUGUAGUAGAGGAAAAAUUAUUGAAUGAAAGAUAUCGUGGUGAGUUAUCAGUUUUGGAAAAGUAUCGUUAUGAUCUUAGUCGAGCACAACUUAAAGCAAGUUCACGAACAUCAGCUUUAUUAGCAGGUUUUGCUAUGGUCGCCUUGGUGGAAUUGCAAUAUGAGCGAACGACGCCUCCUUUUUUGUUAAUAACACUUGGAGUGGUGACAACGCUUCUUGUUUCCGUUCAUCUUCUUGCACUAAUGAUGUCAACAUGUAUAUUACCUUACAUUGAAGCAAAUGGUUGUACGCAAGAUUCACCUCAUAUCCGAUUGAAAUUCUAUAUUGAUCUAUCAUGGUUAUUUAGUACAUGUAUUGGUUUAGUGUUAUUUCUUAUCGAAAUUGGUAUAAUAUUUUUUGUAAAAUUUUACGCAGUCAAUUAUAUUACUGCUGCUUACAUUACCACUGCUAUGCUCAUACCUGUUGUGGUGGUAUUUACAAUAUUCUCAUGCCUUAUACAUAAAAAUCGAUUUAUUCAUUCAAUAAAUCGUGUAGGAUCAAAAGCGAUUGAUUUACAAAAAUUUUUAAACGAAAAUAAUGCAACAACAACAGGUAUUCCGAAUGUUACUACAGCUACAACCAUUGAACGACAUUUGGUAGGUGCUGGUUUACAAGGUGUUCGAAUUGUUCAUCACUGA
Molecule: messenger RNA, 1284 nt
Organism: Loa loa (African eye worm)
Lineage: Eukaryota; Metazoa; Nematoda; Chromadorea; Rhabditida; Onchocercidae
Exons: 5
Coding region: 1-1284 (427 amino acids)
Biological process (GO): store-operated calcium entry
Cellular component (GO): membrane
Molecular function (GO): store-operated calcium channel activity
Source: RefSeq, a predicted model, not a curated record